Molecule: messenger RNA, 1017 nt
Organism: Myotis lucifugus (little brown bat)
Lineage: Eukaryota; Metazoa; Chordata; Mammalia; Chiroptera; Vespertilionidae
Product: serine/threonine-protein phosphatase CPPED1-like
Exons: 5
Coding region: 93-1004 (303 amino acids)
Molecular function (GO): hydrolase activity
Source: RefSeq, a predicted model, not a curated record
GCGGGCCUGGCCCAGCCGGCAGUUGGGCGGUGAGGAGUCGCGCCGCUCCCUCCCACGCAGUGCACUCAGGUGGGACCAGGAACUCGCUCGCCAUGUCCGCAGCGGAGGCGGGGGGUGUUUUCCACAGAGCCCGGGGCAGGACUCUGGACGCGUUUCCCGAAGAAAAGCAGUCCCAGUGGGCAUGCCCUGUAUGGAUCAUACAGGGUGCAGACCCACAAUUUGGACUGAUGAAGGCCUGGGUCACUGGGGACUGUGACAAUGGUGGAGAUGAGUGGGGGCAGGAGAUUCGUCUAACUGAGCAAGCCAUUCAGGCCAUCAACAAGCUGAACCCCAAGCCCAGAUUCUUUGUUCUGUGUGGGGACCUCAUCCAUGCCAUGCCAGGGAUGCCCUGGCGGAAGGAGCAGACGAAGGACCUGCAGCGGGUGCUCAGGAACGUGGACAGCGACAUCCCGCUGGUCCUGGUCAGCGGCAACCACGACGUGGGCAACAUCCCCACGCCCGAGACCGUCGCGGAGUUCCAGGAGACUUGGGGAGACGACUAUUUCAGCUUCUGGGUUGGGGGCGUCCUGUUCCUCGUCCUCAACUCCCAGUUACUGUACGACGCCUCCAGGUGCCCUGCCCUGAAGCAGGCCCAGGACCAGUGGCUGGACCAGCAGCUGAGCAUGGCGGAGCAGCUCAAGUGCCAGCACGCCAUCGUCUUCCAGCACAUCCCCCUCUUCCUCCAAAGCAUCGACGAGGAGGAUGACUACUUCAACCUCACCAAGCCCAUGCGGAAGGAGAUGGCAGACAAGUUCAUCAAAGCAGGUAGCAGCGGGUCCCCAGUGUCUGGGUGGAAGAGUGGUCUGAAGGGGAGGUUUCCAGAUCCUUCUGCCCCUCCACAGCCUGGCGAAGGGGUUCUGAUUCAGCUCUGUCACUCACUGGCUGUGAGGCCUGGGACAAGGUGCCUCCAUUUCCUCAUCUGUAAAGUAGGAACAGCAAGAGUAGCUCUCAUAGGCUGGUUGUGAGGUUAAAUGAGAA